Oncorhynchus tshawytscha (Chinook salmon) is the source of this 1259-nucleotide messenger RNA. Its product is annotated as membrane-spanning 4-domains subfamily A member 12. The transcript is spliced from 7 exons. The coding region runs from base 324 to 974 and encodes 216 amino acids. Gene Ontology annotation, cellular component: membrane. Lineage: Eukaryota; Metazoa; Chordata; Actinopteri; Salmoniformes; Salmonidae. The record is from RefSeq and is a predicted model, not a curated record.
GCUUUGCACCAGUGAAAGUAAACUAAUCCUACUCUGGUUGCGUUCGUGCCAAGAACGGGCGGAGACACAAAAAGUUAAAGGAACGGUCUCAGAUUGGCUAUGUUGCUAAAUCUAUUUUAAUAAUUCGUGAAGUAGGCAACAAGAAAUUGUGUUUGUGGAAUUAUUCACACUAAAGUGUUUUUGUAUCUGAAAGGAAAAGGUAAGAUGCAUCGAUUAUCCUAAUAGGCUUUUAGAUUGUAUAACGGUCCGCCCUGGAGGUUUGACUUUUGUUGUCUAGUCAACCAUCAUUUAAAUAAAGUGCUAAAGGGCUCCAGAGCGCUAGGAUGUCAGUGAGCGUGACGACGGACAUCAACGCAGAUAAACUGACCGACAGACAGCAGGCUCUGCUCGAGAAAGGCGAGCAGAAGGCAUUGGGGGUGUCCCAAGUAAUGAUUGGUGUGAUGGUGAUGUCCUACUCCCUCCCCCUCCUCUCCACUGAAUUCACAGAGGUCGUGACCUUUGGGGUGCCCUGGUGGAGCGGCCUAUCGUACAUAGCAGCAGGAGUCGUUGCCAUAGUGAUGGAGAAACACAGCAGUAUGAAAUUGCUGGGUGUGUGUAUGGUGGUGACACUGGUGGCCAUUUUGGUUUCUCUCCUGGCCCUCAUCUUCUACUUCAUCGACCUCCACAACAAUCCAGAGACACCGUGUAACCACCCCCUGGCCCCCGCAACACACUACAUACAGGUGUAUGAAUGUGACCACCAGCACUAUGCCACUAUGUUCAGUUAUGGAGUAAAGACGUCCCUCCUUCUCUUCACCAUCAUCCAGAUCUCCAUCUCCUCAACGCUCUCUUACAUCCUGUACAUGGAGAGGAGGCGUUACGGAACAUACUCAACUCUGGUGGACGAGGCCCGUGAAGGCAACAUGUUGAGGAUCACGCGGACCGAGCAGCUCACCACCAUGCUGGCCUACCUGACCUGCAAGGCUCAAGCCUAGAGGAACAAGUAAAGGAAGAAGACUUUGAAAUGUGUCCUAAAUGGCACCCUAUACCCUAGUGCACUACUUUUGACCAGGUCCAUAGGGAAUGAAAUAAACACUACUUUUCACUGGGGCCCGGGAUAACACUUGAAGGAAUACACUUUUAUUUCACGUAUGUUCAUACAGUUAUUUUAGUUAUUUUGCGUGUGAUAUAUAGACCUAUUGCUACUACAUUUAAAAAAAAUUGUCGAACAAAUAGACAACGGGAGAUGAGGGUAUGAAAAUAAAGGUUGGUAUAAAAUA